ACUGGGCUAUCUCAGCUCUGGUUGUGCUCUAAUAAUAGUCGAGGCCGCCUGCUCCUUUAAGAUACCACUUGUUGCCCACAGUCUCCGAAAUAAUCGCAACAAAAUGGUUAUCAAGGUAUUUCUCGCCACUUCAUCGGGAUCCACUGCGAUCAAGAAGAAGCAGCAGGAUGUGGUGGGCUUCUUGGAGGCUCUUCACGUGGACUACACUCCUCUGGACAUCGCCUGUAAUGAGCAGAAUCGCAUGUGGAUGAGGCAGAACGUCCCCGAGGAGAAGAAACCCACCAACGGCAUCCCUCUUCCCCCUCAGAUCUUCAACGAUGACAGCUACUGUGGAGAUUAUGAGACGUUCUUCGAUGCCAAAGAGGACAACACAGUGUAUGCUUUCCUGGGUCUCGCACCUCCUCCCGGAUCAAAGGAAGCAGAGCAAGAGAAGAAGGCUCUCAUAGUGGAGAAUGGGACUCAUGCAGAUGACAGUAAAACAGACGGAGCUCCAGAUGAUUCACUAGAGGUGCCAGUGGAGGAACGCAAUGGAAAAGCCCACGGAGAGGAGGAGCAGGCAGAGGAUGGAGAGGCUGGGGAGGAGGAGGAGGAGGAGGGGGAGAAGGAAGCAGAAGGAGAUGAAGAAGAGGAAUCAGAAGAACAGACAGAGGUCACAGAGGACACACAAGCCGCAGCAGAGGAGGAGGGUCAGGAGGAAGAGGAGUUGCAUUCAGAGGAGGAAGAAGAGCUGCUGGAGCUUGAGGAAGACGACCAAGGCAGCCAGGAGGAAGCGGCUGAGUAGUUGUGACCAGGAGGUGAAUGGGAUUUAGACUGACUACUGCCCAGCCCGAUGGAUCUGACCACACCCACCGACCCCACCCACCCACCUAACCCCGCCCCUUCCUGUUUGCUGGACCCCACUGGAUGCAGCCGAUCAAGAGAUGUGUGAAUUCAUUGUCCAUUUGUGCCGCGUUCUACUGCUUUGUUGACUUAAUUUUUAUAUUUUCUGUGAACAUGCUGUAAUAUGCAGAGACUGGUGACGUUGUCAUUUAGUAUUUUUUAAUGUGCAUUAUUUUUCAAAACACUGCCACAUCUUUUAACACAUUAUCUGAUUUACAUGGCAACCCUGAGCUACGGUAAAUGUCUGAAGUGGUCAUCUCGUCUCCUGCUAAAUUAAACUAGGCUCCACAUAACACAAGUUCUAUUGUGUAAAAAUGCCUUUCUAAACUAGACCGUACUGACAAAAACACUUAAAUCAACUCUUCUCUCUCUUCUCUUUUAUUUUGAUGUUUACUUUAAAUUGUGUAACAUUAUAGUAGAAGUACACCACUUGAAAUAUGCUGCCAAUAGUACUAGAAAUGAAUGCACUUUGUACAUUGAGAAACAUGACUACUAAUUCGAUGCUAUCAUUGAAAUAAAGUAGACUGGUAACAAGAA
Boleophthalmus pectinirostris (great blue-spotted mudskipper) is the source of this 1416-nucleotide messenger RNA. It is a transcript of the gene sh3bgr, whose product is annotated as SH3 domain binding glutamate-rich protein. The transcript has 11 exons. NCBI's taxonomy places the organism in Eukaryota, Metazoa, Chordata, Actinopteri, Gobiiformes, Gobiidae. Gene Ontology annotation, cellular component: cytoplasm. The record is from RefSeq and is a predicted model, not a curated record. Bases 104 to 781 code for a protein of 225 amino acids.